Molecule: messenger RNA, 870 nt
Organism: Symbiodinium natans
Lineage: Eukaryota; Dinophyceae; Suessiales; Symbiodiniaceae
Source: the annotation of a GenBank genome assembly
AUGCUGUAUUGGAUGGGGGAGGCAGGAGCGCAGGCCUUGGCAUCGAGACUUGGAGAGGACUGUGACAACCUUACGCAUCGCAUGGCCAUGACAUCGCUGGUGGCCUCUGGGCGCACCGGUGUCGACGCCCUACAUUUUGCCCUGGGAGGCUCCGACCCCAUGAGCCGACGGAAUGCCGCAGAAGCAUUGGCCAUGGCCGGCGAUGCGGGCAGUGAUGCACUUGUGGACAGGUUGCAAGAUGCUUCUGCUGAUGUCCGGCUCUCUGCAGCUUGGGGGCUGUCCAGGAUACCCAAGCUCUCCCGUGUCGCAGCCCUGGCACUGGCCCAACGUCUUGAAGACUCCCCUGUGUGCAGCUUUGCCCUGGAGGCGCUCAGCCUCAGGGGUGAGCUUGGUGCCUCUGCACUUGCUACGCAGCUUGCCUCCGAACAGAAGGAGGCACAGCAAUUGGCCGCCGCAGGCCUUGAGAAACUGGGAGAGGUCGGAGCCCGUGGGGCGGCCGAGAUGAUGAGCCACGAGAGCCCUGGCGGCCGCCGCCGCGCCGCCGAGCUGCUCGCCUCCAUGGGGCCGGCCGCGGUUCCUGCCCUGGUGCCCUGGCUCCGUGAUGCGCACGGCGACCUCCGGCGCAGAGCCGCCGAGGUUUUGGGCCGCCUGGGCUCUGCAGCUGCCGGCGAGGUCAAAGCCUUGUCGCGGCUCCUGGAGGAUCCAGAUCCCUAUGCACGGAUCAGUGCUGCCCGUGCGCUCCGUGCUGACGGCCUAAGAGAGGCUGCCAGUGCGGCUGGCAUUUCGGAGGAGCGAAUCGCGGCUGCUCUCAGCAGCAGACAGGUACCUCGCAGAGCCAGAAGACCUCGCUUUGCCAUGUCAGAGAUGUGA